Messenger RNA from Vicia villosa (hairy vetch), 709 nucleotides. RefSeq lists its product as uncharacterized. The record is from RefSeq and is a predicted model, not a curated record. NCBI's taxonomy places the organism in Eukaryota, Viridiplantae, Streptophyta, Magnoliopsida, Fabales, Fabaceae. The coding region runs from base 109 to 420 and encodes 103 amino acids. The transcript has 2 exons.
AGAGGUCAGAUUCAUGACAGAAAACUGUAAACCUUGACUCCCCUUUCAAAUGAUUAUGAUGAUGAGAUAUCAGAUACAUUCACAACCAAUAUUCCUGUGAGGACAGAAAUGGUGUUCAACACUCACGUUGCUGUUCGUGUCGCACGUUUUUCUGCUGAAGCAUGGCAACGUUUGUCGUGCAUUGAUGAUCCUAUAAACAGUGAUCAGCUUUUGGAUCUUCUAUGUUGUUUCCCUCUUCAUCAAUUUGGUCGUCUUGCUCUUUGUUUGUGUUCCUUCUUUUGUCUUCCUCAACCCCAUUCUUUCUACUCUUCUUAUCUUAUAUCUGAUUCUGAGGAUGAGGAUGAGGAUUCUGGUUCUGGUUCUUCGUCAUCUACGCUUCAUCUUGAACAUGACUACUAUUACCACUCUCAUUCUGAUUGAACACUUAUCCUCAUGAGUUCAAGUAGAAGCAGACAUUGGAUGAUGGUACACAAGUGAUCUUAGAUUGCCUCCAUUGUAAAUAAGCAUCUUUUACUCUUUGAUUCUUGAAGCUGAUAAAUUCAUCUCUUUACAUUAUAUAUCCUUGUAAAGAGUGAUUUAUGAGAGUGUUCAUAUAAUUUUAAAAUGCACACUAUAAGGGGUAAGUGGUGAUAUAAAUUACUUUUAUUCAGAAACUUUGUAUAGCAGCUUCAUCACAUGUUUAUGAAAGUUUGCUUUCUUUUUUACUUUA